Messenger RNA from Oreochromis aureus, 4009 nucleotides. Its product is annotated as collagen alpha-4(VI) chain-like. The transcript is spliced from 9 exons. The coding region runs from base 54 to 3884 and encodes 1276 amino acids. The record is from RefSeq and is a predicted model, not a curated record. Lineage: Eukaryota; Metazoa; Chordata; Actinopteri; Cichliformes; Cichlidae.
GUUUGGUUGCAGAGGUGCUGAUGCUGCUGCAGCAGAGCUGAGGAGAGAAUCAAAUGAGCGGUCCCAACAUGACGGGGAGGACAGGUCUCCUCUUCAGCCUCAUCACAGCGGCACUUUUCUGUGGCGUCGCUGCUCAGACAGUCAGAGAGUGUGAAAACGUCACCGUCGGUGACAUCGUCUUCCUAGUUGAUGGCUCGUCCAGCAUCGAUGAUAAAAGCUUUCAGGACAUCCGCACAUUUCUCCGCAACACCAUCCAGAGCUUUGAAAUCGACCCCGACAAAGUUCAGAUCGGUUUGGUGCAGUACAGCGAUGAUCCUUAUCCGGAGUUCCAGCUGACGGAUCAUAGGGACAAGAAUUCCCUGCUGGCUGCAGUGGAAAACCUUACCCACCGAGGAGGCGGCACAGAAACCGGCAAAGCCAUAGACUUCCUCCAGAAGGAGUACUUCACCAAAGAGGCCGGCAGCCGAGCUGAGCGACGUGUGCCUCAGAUUGCUGUGGUCAUCACAGAUGGCGAAUCCACUGAUGACGUAUUGGAACCUGCCAGGAGACUGAGGCAGCACGGUGUCAUCGUGUUCGCCAUUGGGGUCGGACAGAUCAAGCAGACACAGCUUAUAACUAUCGCUAACUGGCCCUCGGAGCGCUUCAUCCUCACCACUGACAGCUACCAGAAGCUCCAGGAUCAGACCAACAGCCUGCUGGAAACCGUCUGUCUCAGUCUGGAGGAUCAGCGGCUAGCUUUGGUCGACAGGUUUGCAGAUAUUUUCUUCCUGGUGGACAGUGGAAUAGCUUCAAAUCAGUUUACCCUGUUUAGAAAUGAGCUUUUCAGACUGUUGAAUCGACUGGAACUUGGAGCGUCUGGUUACCGUGUCGGUUUGGCCCAGUACGGUCAGGACGUCAGAGUUGACUUUCGUCUCAGCACUUAUGAAACCAAGCAGCAGAUCGUGGCCGCUGCCCGACGUUUCCGACUGCGUUCACAAACAGGCCAACCACGAAAUCUUGGACAAGCUCUGUCCUACGCUAAAGAGAACUUCUUCACUGCUGAGGCAGGAGGCCGUGCAGACCAGGGAACCCCACAGUAUUUGAUUGUAGUGGCUGGAAAAGAUUCGGAUGAUCCUGUGUUUUGGUCUGCUGAAAAUCUGAAAGACGAGGGGGUAAUUAUUGUGGGGAUGGACGCAGGUGCGACACAGGAUGCUCUGGACCGCUUUGCCAGCCCUGGCUAUAUCUUUGAUUCUUCAAGAGUAACUCUGCUGAUUGACCUGCUCACAACCCAGAGAGUGGAGACUGUCACUGAAGAUUGCAAAACAGCUAACAAGGCAGACAUUGUGUUCAUUGUUGAUGAGUCUGGAAGCAUUGGAGAGGAAAACUUCAGGCUGAUGCGUGACUUCCUGCGCUCGGUCAUCAGCGGCCUGGAAACUGGUCCAUCUAAAAUCAGAGUAGGCAUUGUUACAUACAACAACGUGCCGACUGCACACAUCUCCCUCAACUCAUUCAGAGACAAGGCAGACAUUCUGCAGUUCAUCAGCUUCCUGCCUUACCGUCAAGGUGGUACAAAAACUGGGGCUGCCCUACACUUCACCCUGAAAAACAUCUUCACUGAAGAAAAGGGCAGCAGGAAGGAUGUCCCAAAGGUAGCAGUGGUAAUCACAGACGGUGAAUCCCAGGAUAAUGUGACCGAACAGGCAAUCGCUCUCCGUCGAGCUGGUGUCACAGUUUUCGCUGUCGGAAUCAAAGAGGCCAAUAAAGCCGAACUGCUGGAGAUGGCAUCUUACCCCAAGUCUAAGUUUGUUUUUACUGUGGACAGUUUCGUCAAGCUGAAACCCCUGAAAGAAACUUUGCAGGCAACCCUGUGCAACACCAUCAUCCAGAUCGGGGUCCAGGACAGGGAAAGUGACGCAGAGACCAAAGAAGCAUGUAAAGAAAAGGACCAAGCUGACAUUUUCUUCCUGAUGGAUGACUCAGGGAGCAUUACAAAUGAAGAUUUCUCAGACAUGCAGAAGUUUAUCAUUGAGAUUCUUCAUACCUUCCGUAUUGGGCCAGACCAUGUUCGCAUGGGUCUUGUGAAAUAUUCAGAUUCCCCCUCUCUACAGUUUGACCUAACACAGCACUCAGAUGCUAAGACAAUGGAAAAUGUAGUGAAGAAAAUCAUUCACGAAGGAGGUGGAACAAACAUAGGAGAAGCACUGUCAUCCAUGAAAGGACAUUUUGAGAAUGCAAAGACGAGCCGUGGCUACAAAGUCUCAGAGUACCUGAUCGUCAUCACCGAUGGAAAAUCCGAAGAUAAAGUUCAAAUUCCUGCAGAAGAAUUAAGGAGGCAGGGGGUCAUCAUCUACGCCAUUGGGGUGAAAUCCUCAAAUGAUAAUGAGCUGAAUGAGAUUGCUGGGGAUCCAAAGAGAAAGUUUUUUGUCGAUAGUUUUGAUGCCCUGAAAACCAUCAAAAAUAACAUCAUCAGAGAGAUCUGUAUUCUGGAAGCUUGUAAAGACACACAAGGCGACAUAUUUUUCCUAACUGACAGCUCUGAGAGGAUCUCUGAGGAAGGCUUCCAAAAGAUGAAAAAUUUCACGAAAUCUGUCAUUAGCAAGUCCAUCAUUGGGCAGGAUAAGGUGCAUGUUGGUUUGAUGCAGUACAGCACCACCUCACGCCUGGAGUUUGACCUCACCACACACUACAACCUGGAAGGAAUGCUAAACACCAUCGAUGAUAUGGAGCAGAUGAAUGAAGGCACUCGCACUGGCAGGGCCAUCACAGAAGUCUCGCAGUAUUUUGAUGCAGCCAGAGGAGGGCGUCCUUGGGUGAAGCAGUGGUUGGUCAUUAUAACAGACGGUAAAUCCCAAGAUAACGUCAGAGAACCAGCUCACGCUCUGAGAGACAAAGGAGUGGUGACCUAUGCCAUUGGAGUGGAUAAGGCUAACAGUAGGAAGCUGUCAGACAUCAGUGGCUCAUCUCAGAGGGUCUUUAUUGAGAAUACCUUUGAUGGAUUGAAGGAACUCGAGACCAAGCUGGCCUUGAAGUUCUGUGAGAAAGAUUGUAAAAUAGAAAAGGCUGAUAUUAUUUUUCUGGUGGAUGGUUCUGGAAGCAUAGAUGAAGAACAGUUCAAAAGUAUGCAAACCUUUAUGGCUUCAGUUGUGAAGGAGACCACAGUUGGUGAGAAUCUGACUCGUUUUGGAGUCAUUCUCUACUCUGACGCAGCCAACUCCAGCUUUACUCUGAAUAAAAUUUACUCCAAAGGAAAAGUCCUUGAAGCUCUGCAGCAGCUGGUACAACCAGAUGGAAGCACCUACACAGGUGCUGCUUUGGCAUACUCGCUGCAGUACUUUAACGCUAAACAUGGCGGCCGGAGAGAAAUCAGGGUGCCUCAGAUUCUCAUGGUGAUCACAGAUGGAGCAGCUACUGACCGUGACAGACUGAAAGCAGAAUCUGAUGCUCUGCGAAAAAAUGGGGUCACAGUCAUCAGUAUCGGAGUGAAGGACGCAGACAGGAAAGAGCUGGAGACCAUGGCUGGUGGCGACACAUCCAAAGUUUUCUUUGUUGAUGAUUUUAAGGAUUUAAUAACUCAGUACAAAAACAUUUCUUCUGUCAUCUGUGAUUCCACUAAGCGAGCUUACAACCAGACAGACUUGGUCUUCCUGCUCGAUUACUCGAGCAGCAUCAACCUAGAAGAGCACAAAAUGAUAAACUUCACAGCAAGUGUGGUGGACAACUUUAAUGUCAGUAAAGAGUUGGCACAUGUUGGACUUGCACAGUUCAGUGACAAACCUAAAGAUGAGAUUCACCUUAACACGUACAACAACAAGACGAAGAUGAUUGGACAUAUCCGUAACAGGCCAUAUAAAGGUAGUGCUAAGGUUCGGAAAUCGAGGAGGGAGACCAAAAAUAACGACCACUGAUCCGGCCGGGUGCAAUUAGACGGCGUUUUAAUGGAUACACAUGUGGAGUCCAAACACUGUGCAGAUUCAGUGUUGAACUGUCUUACAAUGGUCAGAACAAAGACUUUAUAGGGUCAAUCCAAAAC